AUGUCAGCUCAGGACAGUUCUUGCGAUCUUAAAGCUCUUAGCACACAGAGAACAGUCCAAAUAUCAGAUGAUGAUUUCAUCUACAUUCUGGUCUUCCCCAACCUCUUUUCAAGAGAUCCAAACCUCAAAGAACAAUUGCAGAACCGAAAAUUUUCCAAAGCAAAAUGCGCCGAAAUUUUCAAAUCUGCCUUCAAGAUUUCUGAAGAUGAAAACAACGACUUAAGGAACGAUCUAAAUAAAGACUUUAAUGCCUUUUUAAAAGACAGCCAAGAAGAAAUCGAAUAUCAUCGAUUUUUGCUUUUAAUUUUAAUGUGCUUAUUCAAGAUCUUUGAGACAAAACUUAUGCUACGUAUUAAAUUAUUUUUUUCUAGAGACAAGGAUGAGAUUUUUUGCAAAAUUGGAGUGAGUGAUUAUAACUCAAAGGUCCAGGCUUGUCUUUCUGAUUAUUUGGUGCAAUUAGAUAGAAAAGAUGAGGAAAAAUGUGGAUACUCAUUUAUUUCGCCUUAUGCUAUUUUUGAGAUGGAUAUUGAGGAUAGCCAGGAUGAUAGUGAAAAUUUGGAGAAGCUGUAUAAAGCUUAUAAAUAUGAUGAGAAAAAAGCGAAAAUGAUUGAAGAAAGAUUUACUAUGUUUAGGUAUAAAGAUAAAGUAAGGCUUCUGUUUGAAAUGAUUACUUCGGUGGUUGAUAUACCUGAUUUGAUUGAUAAUAAAAUCAUAACUGCAGGGUAUUGCGUCCAUAAUAUGGAGCAGUUGACAUAUCUUACUCCUCAUUUUAACUGGAAUCAAAAAUUAUAUUAAAUUUUUUUCUGUAAAAUAAUUUUAAAAAUUGAAUGCAAUAUUUUUAAAUUUUAUUUAUUUGUGUGAAUAAUUAAUUCAAAAAAUUAAUCGAUUAAGUUUGAUACUGUUUGAAUAAUCUCCUAUAAUAAAUUAGGUUAAAUUAAUCUUAUAAAAAUAGCAUUUUCACAUGCAAAGUUUUGCUUUUUUAAAAAAAGGGGUUUAAAUAACAAAAAAUGGAAAUUUCCUAUAUUUUGUUCCAAUUUAAGGGGGAGCUAGAAAAAAUUGGGGAUCAUUCUGGGCAAUUUAUAAGCCUCAAAAUUUCAAAGAAAUCCGGAAAUAUUUCGGUGAGAAAAUCGCUAUAUAUUUUGCAUGGCUUGACUAUUAUGUUAAAUGGCUUAUUUUACCAGCAAUACUCGGUUCUGCACUUUUUUGGACUGAAUUUCAUUAUCAGGAUAUGAAUGACAAAUCAAAAGAGAUGACAAAAUCAGAAGUGGGGUUGCUCAUUUUUUCUGUAUUUCUUGCUUUGGGAUCAGCACUUUUAGACAAACUUUGAAUACGCAGGCAGAAUGAGCUAUCUUGAAUGUGGGGAACUGUAGACUUAAAUGUUGUUGAACUGCAACGUCCCGGAUUUAAAGGAGUAUAUAACUUACAGAGAGUUGCAAAUAUUUUUUUUUAAUAUAAAAAAUUAUGACAAUUCCCAAUAAGCAAGCAUAUAUAGAAAAGACCCAAUUUCAGGAAGACAAAAGAAAUUCUCCAAUAAAAUAGUUACAGAAGGCGCAAAAAGAAUUAUUGGGAUAAAUAUCGCUAUUUUAUUCGCAAGCGUUGUUUUCAUAACAGUAGGAGGCAUCUUUUUCUAUCGAUCUACCCGCACUGCCUCUGACUUAGGAGGACAAUGGCAUCGUAUUUGCGCCUUAAUGAACGCCGUUCAAAUCCAAGUAAUGAAUUUUGUUUACAGAAAAGUUGCAAAAGUCUUAACAGACUGGGAAAACUACGAAUAUGACUCCCAAUAUUUCGAUUCCUUGAUAUUUAAGCUCUAUCUCUUCCAGUUCGUAAACUCCUAUAUUUCAUUAUUUUACAUUGCCUUUGUGAAAUAUUACAUUGAAGGUUGCGGUUUGGAAGAAGAUUGCAUGAGUGAGCUGAGGAUCGGUAUAAGUCAUUUGAUUCUUUUCUGACAUCCUCGGGGUUUUUCGGUUGAAAACUUUCCUUGUGAGACAUUUGCUAGAAAAAACUAAAUAAAUGCCUCAAGACAACAAAAAAUCUAAAAGGAAAUCGUCCGAUAAAAUACAAGUCACCUGCUGAGGACACAGCUAGGUGUUAUUUUUAUUAUCAAAAUGCUUUUAAACUUUAUUGAGCUAGGAAAGCCAAUCAUUAUGAGAAAAAUCAAGCUUUGGAAAGAAAGAAAAGAAAUUGAAAAAAGUAAACAAAGAGGUGAGCAGGUAAGAGAAGAAAUGACGCUUAUUGAAGCACAAAAUAAGCUUGAAGACUAUGAGACACCGCUUGAUGAUUAUAUGGAAAUUGUGAUUGAUUAUGGAUAUGUCGUAAUGUUUUCAGCAGCUUUACCUCUAGUCCCUCUACUUGCAUUAGGUAUGAAUAUUCUUGAAAUUCGUGUAGACUCAUAUAAGCUUUGCUGACUGACAAAAAGACCUUUUCCGAUGCUAGCCAACUCAAUAGGAUAUUGGCAAGUGAUUCUGAGGUCAAUUUCUACUAUGGGUGCUCUCACAAAUACAGGAAUUAUGAUUUUUACAAUUGAUAUAUUCGAUUUAGACCACCUUACAGAAAAAUGGCUUUAUUUUAUGAUUAUUGAGCAUUUAAUUUUAUUAUUCAAGUACACAUUAUAUGUACAGUUUAAUGAUACCCCUCAAAGAGUAACGAAAGGACUGGUGUGGGGAAAUAGAAUCGCAGCUGAAAGAAUGUAUGGGCGAGCACAUGAUGAGAGUCAAAAAGACUUAAGAGGCCUUUAUUUUAAGGAUCUUCAAGGAAGAAAUGAUGUAGUUUUAGAUCCUUAUAAGAUAUCUAAAGAAAAUAAUUAA
Messenger RNA from Blepharisma stoltei, 2804 nucleotides. NCBI's taxonomy places the organism in Eukaryota, Ciliophora, Heterotrichea, Heterotrichida, Blepharismidae. The record is from the annotation of a GenBank genome assembly.